This is a messenger RNA of Nerophis lumbriciformis (worm pipefish), 1323 nucleotides long. The record is from RefSeq and is a predicted model, not a curated record. NCBI's taxonomy places the organism in Eukaryota, Metazoa, Chordata, Actinopteri, Syngnathiformes, Syngnathidae.
AUGGUCAAUGACAUGGUCAAUGACAUGGGCAAUGACAUCGUCAAUGACAUGAGCAAUGACAUGGUCAAUGACAUGGUCAAUGCCAUGAGCAAUGACAUGGUCAAUGACAUGGUCAAUAACAUGGUCAAUGACAUGAGCAAUGACAUGGUCAAUGACAUCGUCUAUGACAUGAGCAAUGACAUGGUCAAUGACAUGGUCAAUGGCAUGGUCAAUGACAUGAGCAAUGACAUGGUCAAUGACAUCGUCAAUGACAUGAGCAAUGACAUGGUCAAUGACAUGGUCAAUGGCAUGGUCAAUGACAUGAGCAAUGACAUGAGCAAUGACAUGGUCAAUGACAUCGUUAAAGACAUGAGCAAUGACAUGGUCAAUGACAUGGUCAAUGACAUGGUCAAUGACAUGGGCAAUGACAUGAGCAAUGACAUGGUCAAUGACAUGGUCAAUGACAUGGGCAAUGACAUGGUCAAUGACAUGGGCAAUGACAUGGUCAAUGACAUGGUCAAUGACAUGGUCAAUGACAUGAGCAAUGACACGGUCAAUGACAUGGUCAAUGACAUGGUCAAUGACAUGAGCAAUGACAUUGGCAAUGACAUGGUCAAUGACAUGAGCAAUGACAUGAGCAAUGACAUGGGCAAUGACAUGGUCAAUGACAUGGUCAAUGACAUAGUCAAUGACAUGAGCAAUGACACGGUCAAUGACAUGGUCAAUGACAUGGUCAAUGACAUGAGCAAUGACAUUGGCAAUGACAUGGUCAAUGACAUGAGCAAUGACAUGAGCAAUGACAUGGGCAAUGACAUGGUCAAUGACAUGGUCAAUGACAUAGUCAAUGACAUGAGCAAUGACAUUGGCAAUGACAUGGUCAAUGACAUGAGCAAUGACAUGGGCAAUGACAUGGGCAAUGACAUGGUCAAUGACAUGAGCAAUGACAUGGUCAAUGACAUGGUCAAUGACAUGGUCAAUGACAUGGGCAAUGACAUGGGCAAUGACAUGAGCAAUGACAUGGUCAAUGACAUGGGCAAUGACAUGGUCAAUGACAUGGUCAAUGACAUGAGCAAUGACAUGAGCAAUGACAUGGGCAAUGACAUGGUCAAUGACAUGGGCAAUGACAUGGGCAAUGACAUGAACAAUGACAUGGUCAAUGACAUGAGCAAUGACAUGUUCAAUGACAUGAGCAAUGAUAUGGUCAAUGACAUGAGCAAUGACAUGGUCAAUGACAUGGUCAAUGACAUGGUCAAUGACAAGGUCCAAGAACACCACCUGUGGCACAACAUGGCCGCCGCUUGGCACUUUGCUAAAAGUGAUGGCUACUGUCAGGUAGUUAGUUAG